Panicum virgatum (switchgrass) is the source of this 1089-nucleotide messenger RNA. RefSeq lists its product as uncharacterized. Gene Ontology annotation, cellular component: plasma membrane; endoplasmic reticulum membrane. Gene Ontology annotation, biological process: endoplasmic reticulum membrane organization. Bases 112 to 1089 code for a protein of 325 amino acids. The transcript is spliced from 4 exons. The record is from RefSeq and is a predicted model, not a curated record. Lineage: Eukaryota; Viridiplantae; Streptophyta; Magnoliopsida; Poales; Poaceae.
GCAGUCAUCAUCAUUUGUCUACUCAAACUUUGGCAGGAAGGAGCAUGUAUCCUUUGUGCCAAUGCCUUUAUCUCUCUUUUUUCGCAGAUAAGCCUUUAUUCGGAGGAUGACAUGCUUGGAAUUGAGCCCCUCGAGCUACGUUUUCAUUUUGAGCUUAACAAGCAGAUAACAGCCCUGGUUAGGCUAACCAACGAGACAAAGCACGACUACUUAGCCUUUAACAUCCAAACGUCAAGCUUGCUGCUGUACACACAGCCAGACAAAGGCAUUGUGUCACCAGGAUCCAUGCGCAGUGUCAAGAUAACACUGCGAGCACAGGAGAAUGCACCGCAACGUCCGGAUGAGAUCAUCGUACAGAGCACAAAAGUGAAGGAAGGUCUCGCGGCCGAGGAUAUCACUGAACACAUGUUUCAAGAAGAGGCCGGAAUUGUUGAUGAGGUGAAUUUGGCAGUUGUAUAUGAGCCUGAUAAACCCAACAGAAAUCCCAAGAGUCGAGAAGACACCAAGAAAAGGAAACAGAUGGUCGAAUUUGCUUCCAGCGAGGAAAAACCUGGCGUCAGCGCAACUUGGCAAGCAAACGCAGUCCCCAUGGACAUUAAUAAUUCUAUGAGCUACAAAGAUGCGCGAGGACAACGUACUGAGCAAGAGCAGCAACCAGAGCGCCCUAGUUUACAUGCAGCACCAAACAUCAUUUCGCGCGAUCCAAGGACCAAGAUGGGCAACAGAGCUGUGGAUCUUGCAACCGGGGCCAUGGGCAGCCUGCUUCAUAAGCUUGACGAGCUCCAAAAGGAAGAGUACAAUCUAGAGAUAAGCGUGAAGGCAGACAUAGAGUCUUUCUCUGAAGAGCUGAUGGAGAUGCAGCUAGCCCUCUGCAAGGUGUCAGAGGUGCAGCGGGACAACCUCGAUGACCAGAUCAAGUGCCAAUGUCACAAAGACUGCAUGCGUAUUACUACUUUCUCAUGGUUCUGGUCAUCUUCUCUUGCAAACAAGCGCGAACUGUUCCCGACAGCAGCAGAAUCUGUUGUGGUCACGUCGUUCUGUUCAAGAGUUCAGAAGUUCAGAGUUGCUGCAAUGCCCAAUGCACAGUAA